CUCCUGACUCCUCUCUGUGAUCUAAAUACACCAGUGGACCUACUGACCUAGAUGAGGCCUGCCAUGCCAUAUGGAGCAGGAUGCAGGAGGACGGCUAUGUAGAUAUUCAGGUACUGGAGACUGAAGAAGAUGUCAGUGCGGGGAAGCCCCCCCAUAAGUGCCUGUCCUAUUCCACGGGGAGGUUUAGAAAUGGAGCCACCGGACUCUGCAAUAUCGGACCAACAAGCUGCCUCAAUCCGCUGCUACAGACGCUCUAUAUGAAUAAAGAGUUUACAGGGAUCCUGUGCAGGAUUGGUGACCCGGAGGACAACGUCGCCCCAAACAGACGACUCCCCUAUGAGCUGCUGGCGCUGUUUGAAGAAAUGCAGGACAGCAAGGAGGACGCAGUGGCCCCGUACAGCCUCCUGCACUGCCUGCAUGUUCUCAGCACGAAUGUUUGGGGUAGAAAAGUCUUCUCCACCCUACUGAACCUUCUCCUUCAGACAACGCCCAGCCCCCAACUGACAGAGAAGAUGAGAGCGUUGUAUACCAUUCAGAUGGAGGAACGCAUCACGUGUCAGAGGUGUUCCCAGCAGAGGACCACCCACUGCGACUGGCUAACUAUCCCACUCCAAAUCUCCCAUUCUAAGUUCCACAGAAAACUGACAUUGGAACGCACUCUGUGGAGAUACUUUCGUUCGCAGGAAACACACGACGACAAAAACUUCUGCCCCAAAUGUGAAAGUAGCAGAGCAGUGAAGGUGACACAUUUUAGAUCGUUGCCGCGCACACUAAGCAUUCACUUGAAACGCCUGAGCCGCAAGAAUCCGCUGCAAAAAGUCAACAGAACGCUGUCCUUCCCGCCGGUUCUAGAUCUCCUCGAGGUCCUGGAUCCGGAACAUCUACCGCAAGAAGAAUAUUCCCCGCCGCACUAUAAUUAUCGCCUGUUUGCCGUUGUGGCGCAUUCUGGCACCGGCGGCCUCGGUCAUUUCUGCUGUUACAUCAACAGUCACAAAGACGGCAGAUGGUAUUUCUUCAAUGACUCCAGCGUGUGCAGGGUGUCCUGGGAUGAUGUGAAAUGUACAUACGGGAACACCAUCUUCAAAUGGGGGGUGACGGCGUGCCUGCUGGUCUACGUACAAUCGGACGCUCCGUCAGGAGACACAAGACCUCCCGUGUGACACAAGGACAAUGGGACAAUCCUCCGCGUAGC
Nanorana parkeri is the source of this 1192-nucleotide messenger RNA. It is a transcript of the gene USP18, whose product is annotated as ubiquitin specific peptidase 18. Gene Ontology annotation, molecular function: cysteine-type endopeptidase activity; cysteine-type deubiquitinase activity. Gene Ontology annotation, biological process: protein deubiquitination. The record is from RefSeq and is a predicted model, not a curated record. Gene Ontology annotation, cellular component: cytosol; nucleus. Bases 81 to 1160 code for a protein of 359 amino acids. Lineage: Eukaryota; Metazoa; Chordata; Amphibia; Anura; Dicroglossidae. The transcript is spliced from 11 exons.